This is a messenger RNA of Lingula anatina, 1271 nucleotides long. Its product is annotated as kelch-like protein 20. Gene Ontology annotation, molecular function: protein binding. NCBI's taxonomy places the organism in Eukaryota, Metazoa, Brachiopoda, Lingulata, Lingulida, Lingulidae. The record is from RefSeq and is a predicted model, not a curated record.
GUUUCAGAAAACUGCUUUCAAUGCAGUCCCUCACCAAGAUGGAGGUGGACAGGCCGCCAUCGCCUGCAAGGAUGCCAUAUACGUCAGACAAGCAUCCACGCCACACACUGGAAGCCAUAAAUGUGCUUCGUAAGCACCGAGAACUUUGUGAUGUAGUUAUUAUUGUUGGACAGAGAAAGAUCUUUGCACACAGAGUGGUGCUCUCUGCGUGCAGUCCAUACUUUCAUGCCAUGUUCACAGGAGAGCUGGCUGAGAGCCGUCAGACGGAGGUCACCAUAAGGGACAUUGAUGAAAAUGCCAUGGAAAUGCUAGUCGAUUUCUGCUACACAUCCAGUAUAACUGUUGAAGAGAGCAAUGUUCAGACACUUCUACCAGCAGCAUGUCUAUUACAGCUUGCUGAGAUCCAGGAUGUGUGUUGUGAAUUUCUCAAAAGGCAGUUGGACCCAUCAAACUGUCUAGGGAUCAGGGCUUUUGCUGAUACACAUGCCUGCAGGGACCUUUUAAGAAUAGCAGACAAGUUUACACAACAUAAUUUUCAAGAGGUGAUGGAAAGUGAAGAAUUUCUACUUCUUCCCCUGAAUCAGCUAGUGGAUAUAAUCUCAAGUGAUGAGCUCAAUGUGCGCAGUGAGGAGCAGGUGUACAGUGCUGUGAUGGGUUGGGUCAAACAUAAUAUACAGGAGAGGAAGGGAAACCUGCCUACAGUAGUACAACAUGUGAGGCUGCCACUGAUGAGUCCUAAGUUUUUAGUCGGCACUGUGGGCUCUGAUCUUCUAAUAAAAAGUGACGAGGCAUGCAGAGAUUUAGUAGAUGAAGCUAAGAAUUACCUGCUGUUGCCACAGGAGCGCCCUCUGAUGCAGGGACCAAGAACACGACCACGGAAACCAAUAAGAUGUGGAGAGGUGUUAUUUGCAGUGGGUGGCUGGUGUAGUGGAGAUGCUAUAUCCAGUGUGGAGAGGUACGACCCACAGACCAAUGAGUGGCGCAUGGUGGCGCCCAUGAGUAAGCGGCGCUGUGGUGUGGGUGUGGCAGUGCUGAAUGGCCUGCUGUAUGCUGUUGGGGGACACGAUGGACAGUCUUAUUUAAACAGCAUUGAGAGAUAUGAUCCUCAGACCAAUCAGUGGUCCAGUGACGUAGCUCCCACCAGUUCAUGUCGUACCAGUGUGGGAGUGGCUGUUCUUGGAGACUUCAUGUAUGCCGUAGGAGGGCAAGAUGGAGUUUCAUGUCUGAAUUUCGUGGAGAGGUGCGUUGAUACUGAUCUUUCUUUGAGCUAA